UUCGUUGCAUGUUGCACUAUUGGCUUUCACAUUCACAUUCACUUUGAGUGUAACUAUUCCGUCACUUCCGGAGCAAGAACCAGUCUCCAUCACGGUAAAGGAAAGCGGCUUCAACGGCGGAUGCUACAUCGGAACGGACCUCCGCCGUAGAUAUUCCGAGCCGCAAAAUUUCAAUUGUUACUCGUUUCUUUUUUUGUACUGUUGCAAAUUGCAAAAAUCUGUCAAACUAUAAAUUACUGCCAAGUUACAUUCUACUCGCUUUUCCCUUCUUCUCUAACCUAUCCAAUCUAUACCUUUUGCUUCAUAAUGAGUGCAUUUAUACUCGGUUCUACUGGUCUUGUUGGGACUCAAAUCGUCAGAUCCCUCGAAAAAUCAACUGCAUUCUCCACCUUAUACCCCAUCUCCAGAAAAUCCCCCACUGACCAUUCCCUUUGCCCUAAGAUCAAUUUGCUAAUUGAACCAAACACCGGCAGCUGGCCAGGUCUCAUAAAAUCCCACCCAAACACAACUACGUUAAUAUCCUCAUUGGGUUCCACCAUCACAAAAGCGGGAUCAAAACAGGCUUUCCAUGAUAUCGACUACGGACUUAACUACUCUGUGGCCAAAUCUGCUAAGGAAAACGGCACUAAAACCAUGAUUCUCAUCUCAUCCGUUGGUGCUCAUCCCGAUUCGUGGUUCCAUUAUUUGAAAACCAAAGGAGAGUUGGAACGUGAUGUUAAAGAACUAGGGUUUGAUCAUACCGUGAUCAUUCGUCCUGGUGCUUUGUUGGGCAAAAGAGAAAGUCUGAUUGGUUGGAGAAGUGAAGUGGGGAUGUGGUUUGGUAGAGUGGCAAAGAAUACUCCUGUUAGAAGAUUGCUUAACCCUAUUGAAGACUUUGAUGUUGCUAGAGUGGUUGUUGAUUUUGCUGAGAGGGCCGAGAAAGGAGAUUUGGAAAAGGGAGUGACUAUAGUCGAGCCUCAUCAACUAGUUGAUCUUGCUAAUAAAUUAGUUAAUAACUAGUUAGGCAUAGAAAGUGCUUAUAAUUUUACUUUAAUUUGCAUAAACAUCACAAGAGCAGCACAUUUACAGAUGCUUAGAAUACUUUACUUAGAAUUUUAAACUAUAACAUAACUUGAUCUCAUAUCUUUUUUACAUGCUGUGCUACUAUAUUGUCUAUCUAAACCGGUUACUCUCCACCCACAAGAAAAGGUAUAUCCUGUAGAGAGAAGGGUCUGAAUAGAACUUCACACUGAUAUCCCAAGCUAUGGUCUUUUUCCUCUUUAUUUUUUUGUACUGCAAAUUGCAAAAAAAAAUCAUUCAACUAUAAAUUACU
Messenger RNA from Spathaspora passalidarum NRRL Y-27907, 1312 nucleotides. RefSeq names its product protein FMP52, mitochondrial. The coding region runs from base 307 to 999 and encodes 230 amino acids. The record is from RefSeq and is a predicted model, not a curated record. Lineage: Eukaryota; Fungi; Ascomycota; Pichiomycetes; Serinales; Debaryomycetaceae. The transcript has a single exon. Gene Ontology annotation, biological process: import into nucleus. Gene Ontology annotation, cellular component: cytoplasm.